Brienomyrus brachyistius is the source of this 1051-nucleotide messenger RNA. RefSeq lists its product as uncharacterized. The transcript has 2 exons. Lineage: Eukaryota; Metazoa; Chordata; Actinopteri; Osteoglossiformes; Mormyridae. The record is from RefSeq and is a predicted model, not a curated record. The coding region runs from base 377 to 925 and encodes 182 amino acids.
CGGCGCCGGCGCUCACGUGUCCGUGAGGAGUGCCAGCUGUCCCUCGGCCGUGAAGUUAAGGCGCAGCCGAUGCAAUUCGCAACUACAGCUGCAUCGCAACAAGGUAUCAGGAUAUAUCGAGGCUGCCUGCUGACUAGGGAGGCAGUUUGCAUAUGUCGAUCAGUCCCUUAGCAUUAUAUUCAAGGGCUACAUCGUUGUCUUUGGAGAGCAAAUAUUUGUAAUAAUUCCAAGUUAUCUCCUCGGACGUCGGAUGAUAAUCCUACUUUUGGGCAUCUAGCUGACUGGAAAUGAAUGUACAAUUUUCAGAUCACUCACACUGGUAUUUAUAGAAGUGAAACAAGAUCACAGGAUCCUCCCAGCUGCCGCCAAAUAAAACAUGUACGCGGUGUGUAUUCUGCUUUGGCUGCUGUGCCUCUUCCCAUCCGACCGAGCCUGUGACGGUCCCGGCAGGGACGACCUGUUGCUCUGCCGCUCCUGUGGGCAUGAGGUGGCGCUUGAUUCGGACGCCAGCUUCGUGGCCAGUCGGCUAGCGCUGUCACACCGAAAUAUUACCAUGAUCGGAGACAGGAGGGUGCCGGUACAGUUGUUUGAAAACCCGCAGGGCUUUCAGUUUGAGGUGGUGACUUUCAAAAAGGCCGACGUACACAAGCACUGGCCGGCGGACGGGCGCUUCACCUGGUACCCCCGGAUACUCGUGGACUGUGGCCACGUGUCCGCAGUGCAGCGCACAUCUUGUGUCAGUCUUACCGCACGGCCGGAUCACGUGGCAGGUUGGGCUUUUCAGCCCAGUGACUGGCCGGAGACGGUGACGGAGCAGCAGUUUGACGACUCCGAACAGACUUUCGUGGCGCUGGUGAUCGACAGGCUGUUGCAGGAGAACUUCGCGGCGACGCUUCUGGUGACACCCAAGUCAUUCCGGAGUUAGACGCUCUCGCCUCUGACCACCUCAACUUACGGAACCGUCGGCUUUAUAUGGUCCUCAACGCAAAUUGUGUAACUUCGUUAAACACACUUGGACAGUUUUGAUGCAUAAAUAUUUAAACUGACCUUC